AGUACACAAGUGACAUUUGUUGUGUUUGCAGAUUCCUAUCGUGGUGUGAAUAUAAACAUUAGUAUAAAAUCGCAAUUAAAUAUAAAUAGAAUCCCUUUACGACACUCAAGAUGAAUCACAACCAAAUGAACAUGCAUGUACAUAUGAAUACCGUUGGCCAGACACCAAAUGUCGGCGCUCAAAUGCCAGUACCAGGUACAAUAAUGCAACAGCAGUCUCCACAGCAAAUGCAGCCUGCAAUGCCUCAGCAACCACAACAACAAGAGAAAAUGGAUAAUAUAUCGAGAGUUAAGACUCUUAUGGGCUCCCUGCGUGAGUCCAUACCGAUGACCUUAAAGUCUGCGGCUCAAAUUUUACAUCAGAACCAUAAUAUAGAUUCCAACUCUCAGAAAGGCAUUGACAACCCAGUACCAAGGUUUGAUAAGAACUUGGAAGAGUUCUUCUCAAUUUGUGAUCAAAUGGAACUCCAUCUGCGAACAGCUAUCUCGUGCAUCCAACAGGCUCAGUCGGCAGCUCACUACCUCCCUCUAACUGUCAUGCCGUCGAGGCUCGACACUGGACCCGCAACCGCGGAGUCAAGUUUAAGCUACCCCCAGUACUUGAACACGGUACGUCUACAGAUUACCUACGCGAAGGAUAUUCAUGAUACCUUGGUCGCUGCUGCGCAAAACAUCUCUCCCGAGUGACGUCAUCUGUCUCUGUACCUUAGCACGUAAGAUAAUUAUGCAUAUUUAAAAAUAAAGCCCCUUUUU
Molecule: messenger RNA, 752 nt
Organism: Helicoverpa armigera (cotton bollworm)
Lineage: Eukaryota; Metazoa; Arthropoda; Insecta; Lepidoptera; Noctuidae
Gene: ix
Product: mediator of RNA polymerase II transcription subunit 29
Exons: 5
Coding region: 111-686 (191 amino acids)
Biological process (GO): regulation of transcription by RNA polymerase II
Cellular component (GO): mediator complex
Molecular function (GO): transcription factor binding; transcription coregulator activity
Source: RefSeq, a predicted model, not a curated record